Messenger RNA from Punica granatum (pomegranate), 943 nucleotides. The record is from RefSeq and is a predicted model, not a curated record. Lineage: Eukaryota; Viridiplantae; Streptophyta; Magnoliopsida; Myrtales; Lythraceae.
AAGGACCUACGUGUAAUGAUAAUACUGUGCCUACAUUUAGUUCUCUCUUGGAAGUUAAAGGAUCAAUUUGAUGUUCAGUUGAAGUUUGAGGGCAUGGUUGAAGUUUCAGUGCUUCCGGCGGUCGAGUCAGUCAUAAACAGUCUCCAUGUCCGGCCUCAGAGAGGGAGACGGAAGGAGAGCUGUUCUUCGUCGCCGUCGUCUUCUUCUUCCUGUGAUCGAAUCUCGCUCUUUGAUUAUUCGUUAAUGGCGAAAGCCAGUCGUAAUCUUCUGCAGACUGCACUCUCCAUCUUCAUCUGCCUUCUGCUCUCUUCUUCUAUUCUGUCGCCGACGGUACUCGCCAAGUCCCGCCGUCCCAUCUCCGAUGAUGAGAUCAGGCAGAAGAAGAGCGAGUGCUAUGCCGAUAUCGAGAGUGGUUUGUGGGGGUGGCAAUGCAAGUCUUCUGUGAUAGCAAAGGAGAAUUGUGCUCUGAAAUGCCUUUCUCCAACUUGUUAUGAGCUUGUAUAUGAAAGUGAUCCACUUGAGGAAGGGGAGAAGGAUUUUGUAAGAAGUCAGGAGUACAAGUACUGUAUGCACAAGGUAUCGUUGGGAGAGAGUCUGGAGGGCAUCAGGGGAUCCUUCGACUACUAGGGAGGAGUUGAGUAUGUCGAGAACUCUAGACACCCUUUUUUCUACUGGGCCUGCUGCAACUGUCAUACCCAACACCAUCAAAUCGAAUCCAGAGGUCUUGAGGGAGAGGGACUGAACUUGUGAAUGUCAAAUCCCGAAUUAAGUAAUGCAUAUAGAAUUAUGGAAAAUGCCACUGUAAUGACCCUUGUCAUUGAGGUUUUGUACCUUAGCUGUUUUAUACAGAAAUUGGAUGAACACUAUGGCCUUCGGUCAGUUAUAGAGGCCGGAUCUUCAGGUCAAAAUGAUUUUAUAUUUGAAUGCCAUGGCAUUAGACACC